This is a messenger RNA of Condylostylus longicornis, 1739 nucleotides long. It is a transcript of the gene Got2, whose product is annotated as aspartate aminotransferase, mitochondrial. NCBI's taxonomy places the organism in Eukaryota, Metazoa, Arthropoda, Insecta, Diptera, Dolichopodidae. Bases 257 to 1582 code for a protein of 441 amino acids. Gene Ontology annotation, cellular component: mitochondrion. The record is from RefSeq and is a predicted model, not a curated record. The transcript has 2 exons. Gene Ontology annotation, biological process: biosynthetic process; L-aspartate catabolic process. Gene Ontology annotation, molecular function: pyridoxal phosphate binding; L-aspartate:2-oxoglutarate transaminase activity.
AAUUCAGUUGUCAGUCUUCAGUUAUACUUUAUAACAAGCUAGCUCGUAUUGCUUUCUAGAUAGAGAAGAAAAACACCAGCCAAAAAAAGAAAUUGAUAUUUUUUUUUCUUUGCUUUUUUGCAUUUACAUAUAAAAAAAAAAGUUUUUUAAAAUAUAUUUUUAAUUAAAAAAUUUGCUAGUAUUCCUUUAAAAUAAUUUAUAAAAAAUAUUUGUUAUUGUUUUUGAAUAAAAUUUAUUGAAAAAAAAAUUUUCCAAAAUGUCAAGAAUUUUAUUGAAAAUUCCAAAAGUUGUUCUACAACAACAAAAACAACAAAAUGUACAUUUAAUCAAUACAACGAAUGCUGCCAACUCAAAAAUUAAUUCUACAGCUGCAAUGAGCUCAUGGUUUCAACAUGUGGAAAUGGGUCCACCAGAUGCUAUUUUAGGAGUUACAGAAGCAUAUAAACGUGAUCAAAAUCCAAAUAAAAUUAAUUUAGGUGUUGGUGCAUAUCGUGACGACAAUGGUAAACCAUUUGUUUUACCAAGUGUACGAAAAGCUGAAGAACGUUUAAUAAAUAAAAAAUUGGAUAAGGAAUAUGCACCAAUUGCUGGUUUAGCAGAUUUUACAAAACAUGCUAUUGAAUUAGCUUUGGGUAAUGAUUCCGUUAAUAUAAAAGAAAAGAAUAAUGCAACUGUACAAGCAAUUAGUGGUACCGGUGCAUUACGAGUUGGUGCAGCUUUCUUAAAUAAAUAUUGGAAUGGAAAUCGUGAAGUUUACUUGCCAACACCAUCAUGGGGUAAUCACACACCAAUAUUCCAACAUGCUGGACUUAAAGUAAACAAGUACACAUAUUAUGAACCAAAAACAUGUGGUUUAAAUUUUAAAGGAAUGUUAGAUGAUAUUAAUAAAAUGCCAGAAAAAUCAAUUGUUAUGUUACAUGCAUGCGCUCAUAAUCCAACUGGUGUUGAUCCAACAUCAGAACAAUGGAAGGAGCUAUCAAAAGUAAUGAAAUCGCGUAAACUUUAUCCAUUCUUUGAUAUGGCAUAUCAAGGAUUCGCUAGUGGUGACGUUGCACGUGAUGCUGCUGCUGUACGUAUAUUUGAAAAUGAUGGACAUAAUUUUGUCUUAUCACAAAGUUUUGCAAAAAAUAUGGGUUUAUAUGGUGAAAGAGCUGGUGCAUUCACAGUAAUCUGCUCAAAUAAAGAUGAAACUGAUCGUGUCAUGUCACAAAUAAAAAUUUUAAUUCGUCCAAUGUAUUCAAAUCCACCAAUACAUGGUGCUAGAAUUGUUAGCGAAAUUUUAGGUAAUGAUGAAUUAAAAACAAUUUGGUUAAAUGACGUUAAAGGUAUGGCAGAUCGUAUAAUUGGCGUAAGACAACAAUUAAAGGAUAAUUUAGUUAAAUUGGGAUCAACAAGACCAUGGGAUCAUAUUACCAAUCAAAUUGGUAUGUUCUGUUUUACUGGUAUGAAUGCACAAAAUGUUGAACGUCUAACGAAAGAAUUUAGUAUUUAUUUAACGAAAGAUGGUAGAAUAUCAAUGGCUGGUGUUACAAGCAAAAAUGUUGAAUAUUUGGCAAAGGGUAUGCAUGAGGUAACAAAGUAAAAUUGACUUAAUUAUACAAUUACUAGGAAAGAAAAAAGAAUUAUUAAGAUCAAAAAGAGCAUAAAUUUUUAAAUAUUUAUAAAAAAAAUCCCCACUAUUUCUUUUUUUCUGAUAUUCCAUCAUUAUUAAAAUUUGUUUGAAAUUUGAAAAAAAUAAA